AUGCAGGAACUUGUUCCAAAAAUUUUAUCCAAGGCAGCUGUGAUUUCCGAUAGAUUAGAUUCUGGCAUCAAGGCACUCUACACUUCACAUCUUAAUAUGGUUUUCACAGUCUGUGAGUUGCGCAACUUUCUGGCUGAGUUUGUCGUGUGCAUGCUUGUCGGCAGCCAAUUAUCUUUUGCUCGAGUUCUUCACGGAAAACAAAAAAAAAUCUUUCAAUAG
Messenger RNA from Plasmopara halstedii, 219 nucleotides. RefSeq lists its product as uncharacterized. NCBI's taxonomy places the organism in Eukaryota, Oomycota, Peronosporomycetes, Peronosporales, Peronosporaceae. The coding region runs from base 1 to 219 and encodes 72 amino acids. The transcript has 2 exons. The record is from RefSeq and is a predicted model, not a curated record.